Macroventuria anomochaeta is the source of this 2286-nucleotide messenger RNA. RefSeq lists its product as uncharacterized. The record is from RefSeq and is a predicted model, not a curated record. The coding region runs from base 1 to 2286 and encodes 761 amino acids. Lineage: Eukaryota; Fungi; Ascomycota; Dothideomycetes; Pleosporales; Didymellaceae. The transcript has 3 exons. Gene Ontology annotation, cellular component: nucleus.
AUGCAAUACUAUGAGUUCGUCAUCACGAUCACAUCGAAAUUCAGCGCCACGUUGAGAGCACAAAGCACCAUGCUGCGCCUGGCCUUCUGGAAGACGUGGAGGAGAGCUUGCUCGUGCGCUUUGGCUCCCUCUGCACAGUCAUCUGGAGCCGCGCCAAACGGUUGCAGACAGCCCGCCCGCCUGAAACCUAACUUAACUUUCCAUUAUUUCCUCCGACUCACCGUGAAGCUGGAUUCCCACGAGACAUCACCGCCACCCCUCUCCCACUCGCCGCGCGAAUCCACCGCAGCGAGCACGCCCGUCACCACUCCCACCCAGCACACCGUCUCGCCACAUUUUGGCCGUGCUACCAAGAACUCUCCCUCUCUCUCCUACGCCUGGCAGCGCAAGCCGCACGAGCUUGUGCCCAGCCGUGAGCCCGAAUUCGACCUUCUUUUCGAAGACUCGGGCGACUGCAGCUUUCCGUUGUUCCCCGCAAGUCCAGCGCAGCACAGCAGCGUCUUGGGCAACAUGGCACAGACCGCCACACCCAUCGACAUCCAGACGCCCCCGCGUUAUGGCUCCAACUCGCCGCAGAAUCAGACCUCGAAUUUGACGUCGGCGCUGCGAGAAGCUGAGGCCAACCGCGACUUCAGCCAGACGCCCAACCAGCUCGACCCAAAUGGCUUCCAGUUCCGCGAUGGCCGCCCCAGCAUGUCUGAGCGCCACGGCUCCAUCAGCAACAUGCUCGGUACCUCGUUCUACGGCAGCGGUGCUCGUCCCAUCUCCAUGAGGGAUCGCGGGCGCCGCGAGAGCACCAACAUGGGCAGCUUCAACGGUGGCAUGAGCUGGGGCGGCGUUUCAGUUGGUUCUUGGAUUCGCGAUGACAUCAUGAUGGCAGGCACCUCACCCGCACCCAUGAACAUGGGCCAGUCGCCGUCCUUCCACUCCUCCUCGUAUCUCCCUAAGAUGGAGGCAGCUUUCAUGAAGGACUUUACCUGCUGUGGGCUCACAUUGGCUUCAUUGCACGACCUGCUCCAGCACUUCGAGGAGACACACGCCAACGCCCCCGCUGCUCGCAAUUCGCAGCCUGCUCAGAACGGGCUACCACAAGCAUCUGGCGCGCCUGCACCUUCAAUCGCUCCUGGGCAGACACAGGGCGAGCCUGCGAUGAACACACAGAUGGGCUUCCACCCACGCUCAGGUUCGAUGGGAGGGCAACGCCAGCGUUUGAACUCCAUCAGCCGCUCCAACCUCUCAACUGUUCAGGACAUGGACUCUUUGGACGACAUGGACAUGGACAUGGACGGUUUUGACAGCCUGGCUCCUAUUGAGGAGGCACCAUUACAGUUCCCAGUUCAGCAGCCCCAGUUCGGCCAGCAACAAAAUCAGCUACCACAGCUCAAUGUCAACCUUGCCAACACGAUGCAGAAUCACCAGGGUCUGAGGACAUCGACACCUUCAACACCAUCAGCGUCCCAGCAGUUCAACUUCAACAACAACCCUACAGUUUCAUCUGUAAAUACGCCCACACUUGGCACGGUGCCUAUGCAAAAUCACAACCUGACCUCGCCCGAGUCGUCGCACCCUGGUACGCCAGCUGAGCUGGACAUGGACUUCAACAACUUCAACCACAUGAUGGGCAUGGAUAUGGGCAUGAACGGCAUGAACGGUAUGAACAUGAAUUUCGGCAGCGGCAACUUUGGCAUGUCUGCCUUCGAUAACAACGGCACCAUCGACCAGCCUGGCAAGCGACUCUUCAGCAAGCAAGGUGGCGGCCUGAACCAGGCUCAGCUGCAAGCGGCGCUCAAGAACUACCAGCUUGGUGGCAACGACCAGAGCGAGCUUGCACGGAGAAUUCGCGAGCAGCAAAUGCUCAACGGCGCAAGCAUUCCUCAAUUCCCCUUCCCUGAGGAAGUCAAGCCCUUUAGAUGUCCAGUCAUUGGCUGCGAGAAGGCCUACAAGAACCAGAACGGUCUCAAGUACCAUAAGCAGCACGGUCACCAGAAUCAGCAGCUCAAGGAGAAUGAUGACGGUACCUUCUCAAUCGUCGACCCUCUCACUUCCAUCCCGUACCCCGGUACUGUUGGCAUGGAGAAGGAGAAGCCAUACCGCUGCGAAGUAUGUGGCAAGCGAUAUAAGAACCUCAACGGUCUAAAGUACCACCGUUCACACGCUCCUCACUGCAACCCUGAGCUUGCACUGCAAAAGCUUGGACUCGCUCCUAACAUGCAGAGUCUUCAGAACUUGCAGAAUGCCAACGUUGCAGGAGCUGGAAUGGGUGGUAUCGACCCGUCCAUGUUCUAG